AUGGAGCCUGCGGACGAACCACCGGGCGAAUCUUUUCAUACUGUUCCAAUUUAUCAAUUUGACGCGUCUUCCGAUAGUGAUUCUGACGACCCAGGACGCAUUGUUCCUCCCGUAGGACCUGUGCUUCAGACGCCGCCUACUCAGCCUACCCAACCUACCCAACCUACCCAAUCUACUCAAUCUAUUUUAUCUCAUAGAAUACCGGUACAACCUCCGCAACGUUCUUACACGGCUCCACUAAUUCAACAUGAACGACAGCCCUCAGAGGUAUCAAUGGUCGCGGAAUCUAUACAGACUAGGCCAAGCAUGGACGAUGACGAUCUAUUCGAGGAUAGCACCAGUGAAGAAGAGCAAUAUCCGGAAGUAUCUACAGGACUAUCAACACGGUCUCCUGGAGCUCCAGUUUUACCAACUAUGUCAGCAAGUCCGACUCCAGCAUAUGAAAGUCGGGGCAUAACAGACGUUCCGGACAUUCCAGGAAGGGUAGAUACUCGGGGUAUAAUGCCUUCUUCAUUAACAAGCGCUCCUAUAAGUUCCGAAAGAAGAUUGCAUCGAUCAAGUUUGGAACAAACCCAAUCGCCCCAAGGUUUGUAUUGUAUACUUAUUUAA
Messenger RNA from Racocetra fulgida, 609 nucleotides. NCBI's taxonomy places the organism in Eukaryota, Fungi, Glomeromycota, Glomeromycetes, Diversisporales, Gigasporaceae. The record is from the annotation of a GenBank genome assembly.